AUGGCCACCGAAACCUGCACCGCGGUUUCAGAACUCAAUCCUCCUUCUCCGAUGAUGAUUAGCGAACUCGGAGACGAUCUCCUCAUAGAAGUUCUGAUUCGCAGCUUCCCGGAUCCCAGAUCCGCGUGCCGGAGCAAAGCCGUCUGCAAGUACUGGAGAUCCCUGAUUUCUGAUCCCUGCUUCAGACGCCGCUUCCUCUGCCACCACCAGAGCAAGAGCAAAGCACCUCCUCCGAUGCUUCUUCUCUCACCCGCCAGCCUCCUGACCUUUCUCCCCAUGCCCGCCAUCCCUCCAGAGCAUUUCGCAGUUUUGGAUUGCUUCAAGGACUUGCUUCUAUGUGGGUUCUGGGAAGUAGUUUACCGCCGCACUAAUCCCCAGCUCGCCAGAUCAUACUUGCUCUGCAAUCCGUUUACGGAGCAAUGGAUCGCCCUUCCUCUGGCCCCUGAAAGGCCAGUCGGGUUUAGUUUCUAA
Molecule: messenger RNA, 471 nt
Organism: Linum tenue
Lineage: Eukaryota; Viridiplantae; Streptophyta; Magnoliopsida; Malpighiales; Linaceae
Source: the annotation of a GenBank genome assembly